Molecule: messenger RNA, 300 nt
Organism: Parnassius apollo (apollo)
Lineage: Eukaryota; Metazoa; Arthropoda; Insecta; Lepidoptera; Papilionidae
Source: the annotation of a GenBank genome assembly
AUGCAUCUAAAUAAAAAAACUGAACGGGGUGUUUUCGUAAAACAUUUAGCUCAUCAGCUCAUAUUAGAGCACAUAAAGAGAAGGGUGUUUAACUUGCGCUUGCCUCGCGAACUUCGCAUGAGUUUGGCUAGAAUACUCGGGGCUGAUAUGCCAGAUAAAGUUCAAGGUCAAGUGAGUCAAGAAAAAAACGAGAAAAAUAUGUGCAUCUUGCCCACCAAAACUCAACAGAAAAUCGACAUAUCAAUGUUACUCAUGCAAAAAACACGUUUGUUUACAGUGUGGCAAGCAAGUGUGUCAUGA